AUGGCUACAGAAGUGGGACCAGCUUCCGGAAUGUCUCAGUAUCAGUCCGUGCAGAAGGUUAUGGCUCUACCUACAGUAGAAGCAGCCGUUGGACAAGUUGGCGCUUUCUACAAUAAAAUAAAAGGUGCACACUCCCUAUUAGAAUGGGCGUUAUCCACAGCAGAAGCAAGUGUAACAUUCGCAGCGAAUACCGCUGCACCCUAUGUGGCUGCACCAAUCGCAGCUGGAGAUGCUAAAGUUGCAGCCGCCAUUGAUGAACUCGAACGCAGAGUCCCACUUGUCACUGAACAACCGAAGGUUAUCGUUGAGACAACAAAGCAAGCUGUGCUUGCCAGACUUGCCCCACAGUUGAGUAAGGUAUACGGUGCGCGUGAUGUAGCGGAGCAGCGCGUCAAGUCCCUGAAAGAGCUGACGUGGGCUAAGGCCAACGCUCUGCUGUCCACAGCGUACGGACAGAAGGCCAUGCACAGUGUCGACUCGGGUGCCACUUACGCGAUGCAAAUGUUGAACCACUACCUACCUCCGUCACAAGACGAAACUAAUGGCGUAGGCUCGGAAGUAGUGGCGGCGGAAAGCGACCCCGCGUUGCACACGGUGCAGACGGUGCGCCGCCUCAGCGCGGUGGCGGCGCGGCGCGUGUGGGCCAACCUCGCGGCGCGCGUCAACCAGCUCCGAGACAGCGGUAUCGAACUGGAUGUCCGUCGCUAUGUAACAGCGCUCCUAGCAGCAUUGCACCUCGCGAAGGUGACAAGCAACCAGCAACAAAACGAGGAAGCCAAAGAGCCCAAACCUCAAGCAGCCGCUGAGCCCUCAAAGGAUGACCACCAGCCUACCACUGAAACCAAUGACUCAGCUCCCACAACCACCGAGCAAGUCAAAUCUACCCCAGAAGCAAAAUCUAAUAGCGAGCAUGAAUGAUCUAUAUCAAUCUUUUUAAUUUUAUCACUUAUAAUGUACGUUAUUGUAAUCCUAUGUAAAGCCACACUGACGGUAAGCACCUUACCGACAUUGUUAUGGCUAUAUUAUUAAUAUAUAAUAUGAAAUGUAUGAGCUCUAUGUAAUCAAGGCUGAUGGUCUUUUUAAAAUGUUUAUUAUAAGAUUUUUAAUUGAAUAUUUUUAUUAUUGAACAUUUUGGAUAAUAAAAUUUUAUAUGAAAGACUGUGGUUUCAAUAAAACUCUGGAUAGAUA
Molecule: messenger RNA, 1188 nt
Organism: Melitaea cinxia (Glanville fritillary)
Lineage: Eukaryota; Metazoa; Arthropoda; Insecta; Lepidoptera; Nymphalidae
Gene: Lsd-2
Product: lipid storage droplets surface-binding protein 2
Exons: 5
Coding region: 1-918 (305 amino acids)
Biological process (GO): positive regulation of triglyceride storage; lipid storage
Cellular component (GO): lipid droplet; cytosol
Source: RefSeq, a predicted model, not a curated record